This is a messenger RNA of Ciona intestinalis (vase tunicate), 2489 nucleotides long. The record is from RefSeq and is a predicted model, not a curated record. NCBI's taxonomy places the organism in Eukaryota, Metazoa, Chordata, Ascidiacea, Phlebobranchia, Cionidae.
GUUUUCUUAUGACGUGUAGGAAAUGUUUAAAAAUACUCUGCUGUUUGUACAUCGUUAAGUAUCGUGCAUAUACAGGGAAAUAGUCGUGUUAAAUAAACAUUGACUGACUAUGCCUUGAGAUAACGUACAUUUGCGCUAGACAAUAUAACGAUGGCACAAUUUAAAUACGGCAGUUCUACACCAAGCGAAGUUUUAACGGAUUUGGCAGCAAAAAAUAAUGUCAGUGUUUUAGAUAGAGAAUUUCAAGUAUUUCUAGAUGCAAAUGAUGAAUUAUCGAAUUUGCGGGACGAUUUUUUAAUCCCAAAGAAAUCUACUUUCCCCGGCGUGGAUUGUGAUGAUGAAGACCAAAAUGGAAAUUGUGCUUAUCUCUGUGGUAACUCACUGGGCCUACAACCCAAGUCUGCACAACAAGAUGCACAAAAGGUUCUUCAAAAUUGGGAAUUGAAUGCAAUAGAAUGCCACAAAGUAGGAUAUUUACCUGCAAUAUUCUGUGAUAAUUUCGCAAGAGAUGGAAUGGCUAAGUUGGUUGGAUGUCAUAGGGAUGAGGUUGUUAUCAUGAAUGGCUUGACAGUGAACUUACAUUUAAUGAUGGUGUCAUUUUACCAACCAACACAAACAAGACACAAGAUAUUAAUAGAAGAACAUGCUUUCCCAUCUGACUAUUAUGUCGUCAGAUCCCAAAUACAACAGCGUGUUCGACCUGACUCCUCAAUGUUGUUCCUUAAGCCAAGAAAGGGUGAAGAGAUUUUUCGCAUGGAAGAUGUCCUUGAAGUCAUUAAAAAAGAAGGAGAUUCCAUUGCUUUGGUUAUGCUGCCUGGGGUUCAUUACUUUACUGGUCAGGUGUUUGACAUAAAAACUAUCACCCAUACAGCUCAUGCUAAAGGAUGUUAUGUUGGUUUUGAUCUUGCCCAUGCAGUUGGAAAUAUUGAACUAGAGUUACAUGAAUGGGAUGUAGACUUCUCAUGUUGGUGCACAUACAAGUAUCUUAACUCUGGCCCUGGUAAUCUUGGUGCCGCAUUUGUGCACAAGAAGUUUAAUGACGCAAAACUGCCAAAGUUUUUAGGUUGGUGGGGUCACAGGGAAUCCACCCGAUUUGAAAUGAGUAACGACCUCGAUUUUGCAUCUGGAGCUGAAUCUUAUCGUCUCUCCAACCCCCCACCCUUACUAGUGGCUUGUGUACUUGCUAGUUUGAAAGUGUUUGGUAAAACAAGCAUCAGAAAAUUAAGGGAAAAAAGUUUUCUUUUAACAGGUUACUUAGAGUUCAUGUUAAAGCAUUACUUUUCCAAACAACCUGGAUCAUCAAAACCUAGCGUGGAAAUUUUAACCCCAACCAACUUUAACGAAAGAGGUUGCCAGGUCUCGCUGAGAUUCUCAUGUUCGUUGCUGGAGGUGAGCAACAAACUGAAGAAAGAAGGAAUGAUCUUCGACACCAGGCAACCAAAUGUAAUGAGAGUGUCACCUGUCCCGUUAUACAACACUUUCCAUGAUGUGUAUCGUUUUGUACAAGCGCUGCGUAAAUCAUUGUCAAUUUAGAAGCAUAGUUAGAAGUUAGUGGAUGUCAAAUUAUUAGGGUGUGUUUAUUCUAUAUAGGUGCGCUGAUAUAGGUAUAAGUUUAAUGGGUUUAAUUUGACAAGGCUUUGCAUAGGGUUUACAACGAAAUGGGUGAUUUGCGCUCCAUUAUAAACUGCAGUUACUAAUAUCCAUGGCCAUUUUAAGAAAUAUGAGGCAGAAUGAUAACUUAGGUUUCUGCAGGUCUAUAUUCUCUAUUGAAAGUUUACAUUACUGAAAGUAAGGUUUAUAGUACUUCGAUCUAUAUGUGUUACGUGCAAUUUAUUUACAGUAUCGUAUAGGGUAGGGUGGGAGAAGACUGGACACCUUCAGCACAUGUUUUUUCCAAAUACCUUGAUCAUGUUUCAAACAAUAUCAACGGACCAUUAGAGUCGUGAGGAUAGGGUUAUAUAAUUCUUUGAAUAUUCUUUGUUCAAAACUAAAGGAGUUGAGAAAUUAGAACAAGUGUCCCAUCUUCCCCCACCCUACCAUACAUUAUAAUCAAAAUUGGCACGGGUUCAAAGCUCGUUGCUGCUACCAUUGUGUGUGUGUUGUUGGGCAAAGACAAUAAACGACAAUUGGUCCAACCCAGUAGUCACUUAUGGGUUGUUUAAGUUAUAGCAAUCAACCACAAAGUUACAUCAGUAGUAACUCGUAAUUAUGCACGAGGUGUAUGAAACCGAACAACAGUAUCAAGUAAGUUACAUUUUAACUUAGAUAAUGCUGCGUAUAAAUAAAAAGUGAAUCUAUCAGUUCGUCGCGAAAUUUCUUGUCUACAUUUGUAUUCCUGUAUCAGACAUUCUGUCAUAUUCAUUUAGUGCACACCGUCCAACAGAACUUCUAUAUUCUUAACGGUCCUUUGUUGCAAUAGUAAAACGAAUGUAGAGGUUCGUUUCGGCUGGCAAAGGGUGCGCUGAGCAGAAAUAUUGCUGUUCGUUUGC